UCAUAUAAAAAAGGACAGUUACAAACCAUCCUUACCUGCAUUUUCAUAACAGUGUUACUUGAAGAAAACGCAGACAUGAGUCUCUCUGGAAAAGACAAGUCCGUGGUGAAGGCUUUCUGGGCCAAAGCGUCCUCAAAGUCCGCUGAAAUUGGAGCUGAGGCUCUUGGCAGGAUGCUGACCUCGUAUCCUCAGACCAAGACCUACUUUUCGCACUGGACUGAUCUGAGCCCUGGCUCUGCUCAGGUGAAAAAGCAUGGUGCAACCAUCAUGGCUGCAGUUGGAGACGCCGUGGGAAAGAUUGAUGACCUUACUGGUGGUCUGUCCAGCCUCAGUGAGCUGCAUGCCUUCAAGCUCAGAGUGGACCCUGCCAACUUCAGGAUCCUGGCCCACAACAUCAUCUUGGUGUGUGCCAUGUUAUUCCCUGCAGACUUCACUGCAGAGGUUCAUGUCUCCGUCGACAAGUUCCUGCAGAACGUGGCUCUGGCUCUGGCCGAGAGAUACCGCUAAAAUCCAGCGAUCCAAACGCAUGUAGUGCAAAAAUGCAGCAUGCCAUCCAUAGAAAUGUCAAGGCCCAACUUGGCCAGCCCAUGAUGAAUAUUGAAUAAAAUCGAAAUGUUCACAGAUGUUAA
Molecule: messenger RNA, 629 nt
Organism: Mugil cephalus (flathead mullet)
Lineage: Eukaryota; Metazoa; Chordata; Actinopteri; Mugiliformes; Mugilidae
Product: hemoglobin subunit alpha-A-like
Exons: 3
Coding region: 76-507 (143 amino acids)
Biological process (GO): hydrogen peroxide catabolic process; oxygen transport
Cellular component (GO): blood microparticle; haptoglobin-hemoglobin complex; hemoglobin complex
Molecular function (GO): organic acid binding; oxygen binding; heme binding
Source: RefSeq, a predicted model, not a curated record